Messenger RNA from Pimephales promelas (fathead minnow), 4866 nucleotides. RefSeq names its product dynamin 2a (gene dnm2a). Lineage: Eukaryota; Metazoa; Chordata; Actinopteri; Cypriniformes; Leuciscidae. Gene Ontology annotation, biological process: receptor internalization; synaptic vesicle budding from presynaptic endocytic zone membrane. Gene Ontology annotation, molecular function: GTP binding; GTPase activity; microtubule binding. Gene Ontology annotation, cellular component: plasma membrane; synapse; microtubule. The record is from RefSeq and is a predicted model, not a curated record.
GAUGUCGCCUGACCGGAUGAUAGCGAGAAGUUUUGUUUUGUGAGUUUACGAAUGAUUUAUCCUCAGAUCACAACACGGAUCUUAACGAAUUCGCCGUAAUACGUGCCAUCUGCCAGUUAGCGAGUAACUUGUGAGUUAUUAGUCUUUGACAGACUGAUCUGGAAGUGUUUGAAGGGUGGAAAUUGAACACUUGAGAGUAACCCGAGUGCCGUGCUGCCGCGAGCCCGUUCCUGCGCGCCGAGAGACGGUCAGAAACCAUGGGCAACCGGGGGAUGGAGGAUUUGAUCCCCCUGAUCAAUAAACUCCAAGAUGCUUUCAGUUCCAUUGGCCAAAGUUGUAACUUGGACCUGCCGCAGAUAGCCGUGGUCGGAGGACAGAGCGCCGGAAAAAGCUCCGUGCUGGAAAAUUUCGUCGGCAGGGAUUUCCUUCCCCGAGGCUCAGGCAUCGUCACCCGCAGACCUCUCAUUCUGCAGCUAGUUAACAACAAAGCUGAAUAUGCCGAGUUCUUGCACUGCAAAGGGAGGAAGUUUGUGGACUUUGAUGAAGUCCGGCAGGAAAUUGAAGCAGAAACCGACAGGAUUACAGGAUCCAAUAAGGGCAUCUCUUCCAUUCCCAUCAACCUCAGAGUGUACUCUCCACACGUAUUGAAUCUGACUCUCAUUGAUUUGCCCGGUAUGACCAAGAUUGCGGUGGGCGACCAGCCGCCCGACAUUGAGCACCAGAUUCGAGACAUGCUUAUGCAAUUCAUCACUAGGGAAAGCUGCCUGAUCCUCGCCGUCACCCCCGCCAACACUGACUUGGCAAACUCGGAUGCCCUCAAGGUGGCUAAAGAGGUGGACCCUCAAGGAGUGCGCACCAUUGGUGUGAUUACUAAACUGGAUCUAAUGGAUGAGGGUACAGACGCCCGGGAAAUCCUGGAAAAUAAACUCUUACCGCUGCGUAGAGGUUAUAUUGGUGUUGUAAACAGAAGUCAGAAAGAUAUAGAUGGCAAGAAGGAUAUUCGUGCUGCAAUGGCAGCAGAAAGGAAGUUCUUCCUGUCCCAUCCCAGCUACAGACACAUGGCUGAAAAAAUGGGAACACCAUAUCUGCAGAAGACCCUCAACCAGCAAUUGACCAACCACAUCCGGGACACGCUACCCGGCUUACGCAGCAAACUCCAGUCUCAGCUUCUCUCACUGGAAAAGGAGGUGGAAGAGUAUAAGAAUUUCCGUCCAGAUGACCCUACGCGAAAGACCAAGGCUCUGCUGCAGAUGGUCCAGCAGUUCGGAGUGGACUUUGAGAAGUGCAUCGAAGGCUCCGGAGACCAGGUGGACACAGCAGAGUUGUCUGGAGGUGCCCGGAUUAACCGAAUUUUCCAUGAACGCUUCCCCUUCGAGCUGGUCAAGAUUGUUUUUGAUGAGAAGGAGCUCCGGCGAGAAAUCAGUCAUGCCAUUAAGAACGUCCAUGGUGUCAGAACGGGGUUGUUCACCCCUGACCUAGCCUUUGAGACUAUAGUGAAAAAGCAGAUCCGCAAACUGAAAGAGCCCAGCCUGAAAUGUGUGGACCUGGUGGUGUCCGAAGUCACCACCCUCGUCAGGAAAAGUGCCAACAAGCUAGGCUCUUACCCCAGACUGCGAGAAGAAACCGAGAGGAUCGUCACCACUUACGUCAGAGAGAGAGAAGGAAAGACCAAAGACCAGGUCCUUCUGCUGAUUGACAUUGAGCUGUCGUACAUCAACACCAAUCAUGAGGACUUCAUUGGAUUUGCAAACGCCCAGCAAAGAAAUAUCGUCAACAAGAAGAGGGCCAUUCCCAACCAGCUAGGUGGCCUGAGAGAAGCCGAAGUCGAGAAGGUGAUCCGUAAAGGCUGGCUAACCCUCAACAUCAGCAUCAUGAAGGGCGGCUCCAAGGAGUACUGGUUCGUCCUGUCGGCCGAAUCGGUGUCCUGGUACAAGGACGAGGAGGAAAAAGAGAAGAAAUACAUGCUCCCUCUGGACAACCUGAAGCUCAGAGACAUGGAGAAAGGCUUCAUGUCCAAUAAGCACAUUUUUGCUAUCUUCAACACUGAGCAAAGGAACGUGUAUAAGGACUUGCGUCAGAUCGAGCUGGCCUGUGACACACAAGAGGACAUGGAUAGCUGGAAAGCCUCUUUUCUCAGAGCGGGUGUUUACCCUGAGAAAGAUCAGGUGGAGGCAGAAGAUGCCGCCCCAGCCGACACAUUCUCCAUGGACCCUCAGCUGGAGAGGCAGGUGGAGACCAUCCGAAACCUGGUGGACUCCUACAUUGGUAUCGUCAACAAGACCAUCCGAGACCUCAUGCCCAAGACUAUCAUGCAUCUCAUGAUCAACAGCGCUAAAGACUUCAUCCAUUCAGAGCUGCUGGCGUACCUGUACUCCUCAGGAGAUCAGAACAGUCUGAUGGAGGAGUCUGCUGACCAGGCCCAGCGCAGAGACGAGAUGCUGCGAAUGUACCAUGCCAUCAAAGAGGCGCUCAGCAUCAUCGGAGACAUUAGCACCAGCACCGUGUCCACGCCCGUGCCUCCUCCCGUGAACGACAGCUGGAUGCCGGAGUCCAGCCCCACCCCCCAGCGCAGACCGCCUACAUCGGCCCCGCCCCCCAGCAGGCCUCCAGCAGUGAGAGGUCCAACACCAGGCCCGCCCACUCUAAACCCCAUCCCUGCCUAUGUAGCUCCGCCCAUUCCCUCUCGGCCAGGACAGCCCAUGAAUGCCUUCGGUAACAGCAGCCUGGAUCCUUUCAGUGCCCCUCCUCAGAUCCCGUCCCGCCCCGCCCGUAUCCCUCCGGGCGUCCCCAGCAGAAGACCCCCUGGCGCUCCAAACCGGCCCACCAUUAUCCGCCCCGCCGAGCCCUCCCUGCUAGACUAGACCCGUGCGCCGGGCACCAUAGUGUGCUUGAGCUGGAGAGCUGCACUGAAACGUGCGUGCGCGUCUACACGAACAGCCUGACCAAUAGACCUUAAUAAUCCACUCAAACUGUCCUCUGAUCAGCGCUGCUAAUCACAUCCCUACCUUUAAAUCCCAGAGGUCUAAAUUAAGCACAUAACUAUUAUUAUUGUUGUUAUUUUGUUGAAAUAUAUAGAGUGACUUUAAGGGUGUAGUGGCCUCCAACUUUCAGUCAUUUUAUCACUCACAUAGGUCAGGUGACCACCAGGGGGUAUCCUACUCAACUUUUGUAGACGAACCAACAUUAGAUGACUCAUGCCUCCUCACUGACUAGUGGCUCAAUGUUGGAUAAGAUGCAUACAAGCACUGUGCAAGCUAGUUGCUGUUAAACUAGCCUGUCGUCUUCCUGUUCUUGGCUAACUGAAGGGUGGUUGAAGACCUCCUUCUUGUUGUGGACACUUCUUCAUGUGUUUUUUGAUUUCAUUGUUUUCUUGACUCUUAACUUGAUAUCCUGAAAUAAGACACAAUGACCGUUACCAUUAUACAAUGUGGGAUUAUUUUGACCCGAUUUCAUUCGUCUUUCAUGUUCAAUUGGCCGUUGUUAUGUUUCUGGUGUUGUGCCGAAUUAGGUGACCCUAGUAGGCGCUGUAUUGCGCUAAUCCAACCUUAAUCCUAACCCUACCGUCACUACAGCGCCUACUAGGGGAAUUCGGUGGGUUUCAUGGACGGGGCUUUUUUUCAGGCACAAUUUGUAUGCAAAUUUCUGUAAUGAUCUGUUUAUACAAAUAAUAAUUUGUGUAUGUGAAUAUAAUCCUGGAAAGCACGGUAACCACUUGGCGACGGGCCGACCCGUCAUCGCUCUGUAAGAUAGCGUCUCAGGUAACAUCCGACUCCAAAUCUGGUAGCUUAGCGUUUUGAUCUUUGCAACAGUUUUUUAAACGAAUCUGGGGACGCUUUUAUGUCGCUUGGAAUAAUGAGGGUCAGGGGAGUGGGAUUUAUGAGCGGGAAAAGCAUCAGGAAGGUGGGAGUGCACUCAAACGAGGGGUCUCGGAACAUGGUACAUGUAUGUGUAUUUGGGGUCGUGGGGCGUUUGCUAUAUGGAAUCACUCCGUUCAAACUUGACACACACAGGGAACUUUCUGACACCAAGACGGUGAAACAAAGGCUUUCAUGUAGGCAUCAUAGUAGAUGUACUAACACGCGUGUAUUAUUUAUAACCUGGGCGUUUGUCGUCUUCGUGUUAAUGGCAUUUUUCACAAACUGUGUAGAACGCCAGAUAGUCUUUGCUAUCGAUAGAUUUGUGCCCUGUCGGUUGUGGUAAUUACAGUUAAUUCAGAGUGAAAAGCGGUCCAGCUGGUUUCCUAUUGAUCCGGAUAUGAUUGCAGAAUUGCUUUUAUUGAUGUGCGCACAAGGAAAUGGGCCACAACAAAUUCUGUUUUCUUGAUUAACUUGAGGAUAAGAAUGGGGAUUUGGUGCAAGCGAGUUUGAUUUCAGCACAAAUAUGUCUGUAAAUAACUGAACGCUUUGAGUCGGACUUGAGGUGAAACUUAAAAAUUAGCUGUGGAUUUAAAUACCAAAUGCUCUUGAGUCACUCCUGUGUGUUAUGGCUACAGUGAUGGCAACCAACACUCUUUCUUCACGAUCCAGUCAAUUCAAGGCUUUUUAAAUUGUAUGCAGCUUUAUCUUUUCCAAAUUCAAAUGUCUUCAGCAUCUGUUUUGAACUGGAUGGAGCCCAAAUCACUGCAGCCGUAACUCUCCUGUGGUCUUUAAGGUUAAGGUGACCCAAUCCCCGUCUCUCCCUCUAAUGAUUCUGUCCUUUUGUAUGGAGUGAGGGACCGAGGACAUAUUUAACGACUUUUUUAUGCUUUUGGAAUAACAAAUUGUCAAGUGCCUGUGUAGCAAUUUAAAAUGGAUUUGGAGCAAAAUGCACAAUGAGAAGUGAGAUAAUAAAAGGUGUUGUGUAUAAUAAAGAUCUGGUGCUCUGGUG